AAGCAACUCUAUCACGUAACUCAUCAAGAUUGGAUGGCACUGUGAAAAGGUUGAGUCUAUAAAUUGCAUGGAAGCAAGACUGCGUCUCCACAAGCCUUUCCAUCUAGAGAACAAAAAUUACCAGUGAAAGAGAGAGAGAUACCAUGGGAGGAAACAGCUCAAGGCCAUGGACUGACCUCAGCGGCGAGACCUACUGGGAGGGCAUGUUGGAUCCUCUGGACGAGGAUCUCCGGAUGUACCUCGUACACUACGGCGAACGAGUCCAAGCCAUUUCUGAUGGGUUCAACGGCCAGGCGGAGUCGAAGGGCUACGGCCUGCCCCGGUUCCCCAUGGACAAGCUCUUCCAGGAAGUGGGUCUCGAGACGGCCAAUAACCCGUUCAGGUACGAGGUGACCCGGUACUUUUACGUGCCGACGAAGUUGCUCGAUCUCCCACUGGUUCCAGACAGGUCUUGGGCCGGGUACGUCGCGGUGAGCACCGAUGAGGUGACCACGAACUUUGGGAGGAGGGACAUCUUGGUCGCUUGGAGAGGAACGACAGAGCCCUUGGAGGCCAUCUCUGAUCUUAUCGACUAUCUGGUCCCUGCGACCAACAUUUUCCCAAAAGACGAGCACAAGGAUGUCCGGAUUCACGGUGGCUGGCACAUGCUGUACACGAAAAGUGCUUUAUUUGAUCCGUACGUGAAGCAUAGUGCCAGAGACCAGGUUCUAAUGGAGGUCCGGAAGCAAGUGGAUCUCUACGCUGGUAAAGAUGAGCCGAUCAGCAUAACAGUGGUCGGCUACAGCAUGGGUGCGGCUUUGGCAACGCUCAACGCGCUGGACAUCGUGACCAACAAGUACAACGUGCCCACCGACCACCCUGAGAAAGCCUGCCUGGUGACGGCGUUUGCCUUCGCCAGCCCCAAGGUCGGGAACGAGAGCUUCCAGGAGUUGUUCUCAUCAUCGGAGAAGCUCCGUGGCCUUCGCGUGGUCAAUGCCAUUGAUAUCGUUCCCUUCUUCCCUCCAGUCGGAUAUGACCAUGUCGGAGAACAGCUGAUGGUCGACUCGCGCAAGUCCCCAUACCUGAGGCCCCUCACCAGUAGUCUUUCCGGCGCCAUGGGAAUUGCGCAUCAGUUGGAGACGUACCUGCAUCUAGUCGCCGGGACCCAAGGGAUCAGUAGUAACCACUUUGAUCUCAAGGGCCGACGCGAUAUUUCGCUGCUGAACAAGAAUUGGGAUGCCCUGGACGAUAGCAAGUACAAAUUUCCGGUGAAGUGGUGGGUGGCGAAGAAGAAGGACAUGGUCCAGAAUGGGAACGAUGGGAGCUGGAGCAUGGCCGCUCCGUACAUCCCACCUCGACCAGAAGAUGAUCAGAACGAAUAGUCCCAAGUCUGAUAAGCUAUUACCGAUAAGUUGCUACUUUAUGACUUAGCAGCAGCAGCAGCAGCAGAAUAAAGGUUCCUAAUGCAAAAGUGGAGUUGUCUGAUUGAGUUGUACUACGUGGACUAAGUUAUGUGUGUUGCACUGAUGUUCCUAAGCUAUAUGUCCGAUCUUUUGUUUACCUUCAUGUCCUGAAAUAAUUAUGGUAUUAAAUGCAAAUUAAAGAUUGUUUCAGUAUUAUUUGUUUUCUUAUAGUAGUUUUAUUCUGUAAA
This is a messenger RNA of Rhodamnia argentea, 1630 nucleotides long. Its product is annotated as phospholipase A1-IIgamma-like. The coding region runs from base 144 to 1361 and encodes 405 amino acids. The record is from RefSeq and is a predicted model, not a curated record. Gene Ontology annotation, biological process: lipid metabolic process. Gene Ontology annotation, molecular function: glycerophospholipid phospholipase A1 activity. Lineage: Eukaryota; Viridiplantae; Streptophyta; Magnoliopsida; Myrtales; Myrtaceae. The transcript is spliced from 2 exons.